AUGAAAGAAGAAAAUGGAGAACUUGUAACAGAAGGAGAAGAAAUUGCAAAACAAUUUGGGAAAGUGUUCGAGGAACUACUCAACCCACAAACGCACCAAGACCAUACGCAAAUUGAGUACUAUACAGCAGAACCUGAAAAUGUAGAACCAACGGACGACGAAGUUAGAAUAACCAUAAACACACUUAAAAACAAUAAAUUGCUAGGUGAAGAUGGCUUAGCUGCAGAACUCUUAAAGUAUGGUGGUGAAGAAUUAAUAUGUGAAGUAGGGAAAUUAAUCAGAGAUGUAUGGCAUAAAGAAGAAAUACCAAAAGAAUGGCAACUAGCAAUAAUCUGUCCAAUUUAUAAAAAGGGAGACAGGUCAAGCUACCAAAAUUACCGAGGAAUAUCGUUGCUAAAUACAAUGUACAAAGUAUUGUCAGGUCUCAUACUAAACAGAAUAAAACCUUACAUAAAAGAUAUCAUUGGAGACUACCAAUGUGGUUUUAUGAAUGGUAAAUCCACCAUAGAUCACAUUUUCACUGUUAAACAACUAGUUGAGAAACAUUACGAAUUCGACAAUGAUCUACAUCUACUAUUUAUUGACUAUAAACAGGCUUAUGAUUCAAUUAAUAGAGAAGUACUAUGGGACACACUUAUAACCUUUGGGAUACCAGCUAAGAUAGUGAAAAUGAUCAAAUUAUGUAUGAAUAAAACUAGAUGUAAAGUUAUAUUCAAUCAACAUAUAUCAGAUGAAUUUGAAGUUAAGACUGGACUUCGACAGGGAGAUGCCCUAUCCCCAAUACUCUUUAAUAUAGCAUUAGAAAUGGUAGUUAGAAAAACUCAAAAAAAAUAUGGUGGGGUAAACUUGGAAGAGAACAGAAGACAAUGCGGAGUACUAGCGUACGCAGAUAAUAUUAUCAUAUUGGGAUCAGACAGUCAAGAAGUCAAAGCAGGAACCAAAGAACUAAUAAUAAACAGCAAAGACAUUGGAUUACAAGUAAACGAAGAAAAAACCAAAUAUAUGGUAAUAUCUAGGCGAGAAAAUCACGAGGAAAAUUUAGAAGUUGAGAAUUAUAAAUUUGAAAGGGUGCAAAAUUUUAAANGAGUACUAGCGUACGCAGAUGAUAUUAUCAUAUUGGGAUCAGACAGUCAAGAAGUCAAAGCAGGAACCAAAGAACUAAUAAUAAACAGCAAAGACAUUGGAUUACAAAUAAACGAAGGAAAAACCAAAUAUAUGGUAAUAUCUAGGCGAGAAAAUCACGAGGAAAAUUUAGAAGUUGAGAAUUAUAAAUUUGAAAGAGUGCAAAAUUUUAAAUACCUGGGUGUUACAAUAAAUAGCAAAAAUAAUAAUCACGAUGAAAUUAAAAUAAGACUAACUGCAGAAAAUAAAUGCUAUCACGUGUAUCACUCAAAUCAAAAAUUAUAA
Molecule: messenger RNA, 1407 nt
Organism: Cinara cedri
Lineage: Eukaryota; Metazoa; Arthropoda; Insecta; Hemiptera; Aphididae
Source: the annotation of a GenBank genome assembly